AUGGCUGGGAGCAGAAACACCACAACUGUGACUGUAUUCAUCCUCCUGGGCUUUUCAGAUCAUCCCAAAAUACAAAUUGCCCUCUUUGUGGUAUUCCUGGGGAUCUACUUCACGACCCUGACCUGGAAUCUGGGUCUCAUUGCACUGAUCCGAAUGGAUUCCCACCUCCAUACACCUAUGUAUUUUUUCCUCAGCAACCUCUCUUUUGUAGAUAUCUGCUACAGUUCUUCUACCACUCCAAAGAUGCUGGCAGACACCAUUGCAAAUCAGAAAUCCAUUUCUUUCCUGGGUUGCGCUGUUCAAUAUUUUGUUUUUUGUGGCAUGGGGCUGACUGAAUGCUUCCUCCUGGCUGCUAUGGCAUAUGACCGCUAUGCUGCUGUGUGCAACCCACUGCUCUACACAGCCAUCAUGUCUCACACACUCUGUGUCAAGAUGGUGGGAGGAGCUUUUAUAGGUGGGUUCGUUAGCUCUCUGAUUGAAACUUACUCUAUCUACAGUCAUCAGUUCUGUGGGCCUAACAUUAUCAAUCAUUUCUUCUGUGACCUCCCUCCUGUCCUGGCCUUAUCCUGUUCUGACACCUUUUUAAGUCAGAUAGUGAACUUUCUCAUAGGGGUCAUCGUGGGCAUAAUGUCCGUCCUCGUGGUCCUCAUCUCUUAUGGUUAUAUUGUUGCUGCUGUCCUGAAGAUCAGCUCCACCAAGGGCAGGUCUAAGGCCUUCAGUACUUGUGCAUCUCACCUGACUGCUGUGACACUCUUCUAUGGUUCUGGCCUCUUCAUGUAUAUGCGUCCUCAAUCCAGCUAUGCCCUGAGUAGAGACAAGAUGGUGUCAGUGUUCUACGCAGUGGUGAUCCCUAUGGUGAAUCCCAUGAUCUAUAGCCUCCGAAACAAGGAGAUUAAAAAUGCCAUGAAGAAGGUGAUUGGGAGCAAGUGUAUAAUUUCUCACCACCUCACUUACUUUUGA
This is a messenger RNA of Monodelphis domestica (gray short-tailed opossum), 960 nucleotides long. Its product is annotated as olfactory receptor 5A2-like. Gene Ontology annotation, cellular component: membrane. NCBI's taxonomy places the organism in Eukaryota, Metazoa, Chordata, Mammalia, Didelphimorphia, Didelphidae. Gene Ontology annotation, molecular function: olfactory receptor activity; G protein-coupled receptor activity. Gene Ontology annotation, biological process: G protein-coupled receptor signaling pathway. The record is from RefSeq and is a predicted model, not a curated record.